GCCGGCCCGCCCCUUGACGCGCGGAGGGCCGGGUCCGCCCUUCCUCAAGGAUCCGCGCGAUGAGCAAGCCAAGCCUCCGCGCGAGCGUGGCCGCCGCGCUGUCGUCCAUCACGCCGGCGCAGCGCGCCUCUCAGUCCGCCGCCGUGCUCGAGCAGCUGCGCUCGGUGCCCGCCUUUGCAUCCUGCACCGGCGCAGCCUCGAUAUACCUUCCGAUGGAGGGGGCGUGCAACGAGGUGGACACGUGGCCCAUCGUCGCCGACCUGCUGGCGCGCGGCGUUCGCGUCGCCGUGCCGCGCGUUUGCGGCCGCUCGCCGACCGACAUGAAGAUGCUCGGCCUGAGUGGCGACUUGGAGGCGGCAAAGGCGCUGCCGCGCACCAAGUGGGGGAUCCCCGAGCCGGACGAGGCCGCGGCCGCCUCGAUGGAGGACCUGACCGAGAGCGAGGACCUCUCGCUCCUCCUCGUGCCCGGCGUCGCCUUCGACGCGCGCUGCGGUCGGCUCGGGCACGGGCGAGGCUACUACGACGCCUUCAUCUCGCGGCAGCGGCGGCUGCAGGGCGGAGGGCGGCCGCAGGUGAUUGGGCUCGCCCUGAACGAGCAGAUCGUGGAGGCGGUGCCGAUGGGCGAGCUGGACGAGCGCCUCGACGCCGUCGUCUCUCCGCAGGGGGAGCUGCGCUUCACGUCGGAGGCGGAUGGAGCAAAGGCGGCCCGCCUGCUGCAGCGGGGCGAGGGUGCGCCGGCCGAGGGCGCGGGCGCGGGCGAGGCGGCGGCCCUCUCCUCGCGGGUGGAGAUCGCCGUCGGCCGCUUCAAGUACGCCUGCCUGCGCGUCUCUCCCCCGCCAGGCUCCGGCGGCGCGCCCUUCUUCGCAGUGCGGUCGGGGCGCGGCUCGUACCACGCCGACGUGGCCGAGGCCGGCGGCUAGUCGACCGUGCGGAGGCGCCGCUCGGACCCCGCUCAGACCCCGCUCUCGGACCCUUCCCCUCAGGCGGCCAUCAACCGCUUCGAGGCGCUCGGCUACCGCUGCGAGCCCCUCGGCGGCGGCCGGAUCGUGCGGAGCGACGGCGGGCCUGGCGGGGCGAAGCCGCACAGCUAGCGGCUCGCUUGCCCGUGCGCCCCUCCGUGGAGCCUUGCCCGAGCCUCCCUGCAGGCGAGCGUGCACAUCUACGGCUACUCGGUCGGCUUCGGAGGAGCGGAGGGAGGGCCGCCUGGCCGCGGCAUGCGGGACCACGCUGCAGUCGCCGAGCUGGUCGCGCAGGCGCUGCCGAGCCACUCGGUCACCCACUCGUCCGACGGCUACUGAGCGUUCAGAGCGAGCACACCCGCGCCGUAGUCCCCGGUCCUGGGCGCGCAGAACACGAGUGCGGCCCCCGGUUGGGACUCAAGUGCGCGACGCUACCGACGCAGACGGAGGACGAUCGAACCGCUUGUAGUUUGUUUCAAUAGUAUUUGUUGCGGU
This is a messenger RNA of Emiliania huxleyi CCMP1516, 1454 nucleotides long. RefSeq names its product 5-formyltetrahydrofolate cyclo-ligase. NCBI's taxonomy places the organism in Eukaryota, Haptophyta, Isochrysidales, Noelaerhabdaceae. The transcript has 2 exons. Gene Ontology annotation, cellular component: mitochondrion. The coding region runs from base 60 to 920 and encodes 286 amino acids. Gene Ontology annotation, molecular function: 5-formyltetrahydrofolate cyclo-ligase activity. The record is from RefSeq and is a predicted model, not a curated record. Gene Ontology annotation, biological process: tetrahydrofolate interconversion; folic acid-containing compound biosynthetic process.